UAAAGGGGGGAGACCUUCUCCGGCUGGAAUCUGCCCCCCUAGGGCAGCCCUGGGCUCUGCGGACACCACCCCCUGAGCUGGAGACAGCAGGUGACGCCGGGAUGGCGAGUGAGAACGGGGAGGAGAAGCCCCAGCAGGAUGAUGGUGAUCCAGGAGGACGUUUGCUGUGGUUGGCCAAAGCCUGUGAGAGUCAGCGCAGGGCGGAGGAAACCGUCAGGAGCUGCUCACACCGUGUGAGCAUCCUCACGGGCGAGAGACCCUACACAUGCUCUGAGUGUGGGAAAAGCUUCAGCCAGAGCUCCUCCCUUAUUAGACACCAGAGAAUCCACACAGGAGAGACCCCGUUCGCAUGCGCCGAGUGCGGGAAACGCUUUAGCCAGAGCUCAUCCCUGGUCACCCACCGGAGAAUCCACACCGGCGAGACGCCCUACACCUGCGCCGAGUGCGGGAAAAGCUUCCGGCGGAGCUCAAACCUGAUCACGCACCAGAGAAUCCACACCGGCGAGACGCCCUACACCUGCGCCGAGUGCGGGAAAAGCUUCCGGCAGAGCUCAAACCUCAUCACGCAUUGGAGGAUCCACACCGGCGAGACGCCCUACACCUGCGCCGAGUGCGGGAAACGCUUCAGCCAGAGCUCAACCUUCAUUCGACAUCAGACCAUCCACACCGGGGAGACGCCCUACGCCUGCGCCGAGUGCGGGAAAAGCUUCAAUCGGUGCUCUGCCCUGGUCACGCACCGGAGGAUCCACACGGGAGAGACGCCCUACAGCUGCGCCGAGUGCGGGAAACGCUUCAGUCUGAGCUCGACCCUCAUCGCACACCGGAGGAUCCACACCGGAGACACGCCCUACACCUGCGCCGAGUGCGGGAAAAGCUUCCGGCAGAGCUCAAACCUGAACACCCAUCGGAGGAUCCACACCGGGGAGACGCCCUAUGCCUGCGCCGAGUGCGGGAAAUGCUUCAGCCAGAGAUCCACCUUUAUUAGACAUCGGCGAGUCCACACGGGGGAGAUGCCUUACACGUGCUCUGAGUGCGGGAAAAGCUUCCGGCAGAGCUCGACCCUCAUCACGCAUUGGAGAAUCCACAUGGAAGAGGCCCCCUACGCCUGCUCCGAGUGCGGGAAACGUUUUAGCCACAGCUCUGCCCUUAUUAGACAUCUGAGGAUCCACACCGGGGAGACCCCUUACCCGUGCUCUGAGUGCGGGAAACGUUUCAGCCACAGCUCUGCCUUGACCACGCACUGGAGAAUCCACACGGGAGAGACGCCCUACAAAUGCUCCGAGUGCGGGAAAAGCUUCCGGCGAAGCUCCGGCCUCCGCACCCAUUGGAGGAUUCACACCGGCGAGACGCCCUACACGUGCUCCGAGUGUGGGAAAAGCUUCAGCCACAGCUCCACUCUGACCACCCACCGGAGAAUCCACACCGGGGAGACGCCCUAUGCCUGCGCCGAGUGCGGGAAACGCUUCCGGCAGAGAUCCAGCCUCAUCACGCACCGGAGGAUUCACACCGGAGAGACGCCCUACGCCUGCUCCGAGUGUGGGAAACGCUUCCGGCAGAGCUCAAACCUUAUCUCUCAUCAGAGAAUCCACAUGGGGGAGACACGCUGAAUGUGCUCUGAGUGCGGGAAAAACUUCAGUCAUGGCGCAUCCUUCCUUAGACACCAGAGAAUCCCCACGGGUGAGAGACCCUAUACGUGCUCCGAGUGUGGGAAAAUCUUCAGUCAGAGCUGUGCCCUUCUUAGGCAUCUGAGAAUCCACACUGGAGAGAUACUCUACACCAGUGGGUCUCAACCAGGAGUACACG
Terrapene triunguis (Three-toed box turtle) is the source of this 1803-nucleotide messenger RNA. Its product is annotated as zinc finger protein 271-like. The transcript has 2 exons. The record is from RefSeq and is a predicted model, not a curated record. Bases 102 to 1607 code for a protein of 501 amino acids. Lineage: Eukaryota; Metazoa; Chordata; Testudines; Emydidae.